Molecule: messenger RNA, 186 nt
Organism: Racocetra fulgida
Lineage: Eukaryota; Fungi; Glomeromycota; Glomeromycetes; Diversisporales; Gigasporaceae
Source: the annotation of a GenBank genome assembly
GAGGCAUGGGUCAAGGCAAAAGCAGCCUUAAUGAUGGUUGUUCGAAAACGUGAUUAUAAUUUUAUUGCUAUUCUUGACAAAUAUAUGGAGGAUUAUCAGAAAGAUCUAUCUUCUAAUAGUGAUAGUGAUAUGAAUUUGAAUCCAAAAGAGUUAAUGAAUCCUCAUAAGCGUAAAGCCAAAGGUUGA